Molecule: messenger RNA, 1634 nt
Organism: Diorhabda carinulata
Lineage: Eukaryota; Metazoa; Arthropoda; Insecta; Coleoptera; Chrysomelidae
Product: alpha-1,6-mannosyl-glycoprotein 2-beta-N-acetylglucosaminyltransferase
Exons: 5
Coding region: 29-1456 (475 amino acids)
Biological process (GO): protein N-linked glycosylation; oligosaccharide biosynthetic process
Cellular component (GO): Golgi membrane; Golgi stack
Molecular function (GO): alpha-1,6-mannosylglycoprotein 2-beta-N-acetylglucosaminyltransferase activity
Source: RefSeq, a predicted model, not a curated record
CACCUGAAAUCAGUUCAUAGUUGUUACCAUGAUUAUUUUAAACAGUAGUGAUUCCUUAAGAAAAGUCUGGAGGAUAUGCAGUACAAUAAUGAGCAGUGGGAGUAGCCAGAUAUGGCGCCGUCGCAGUGGAACAGCAUGGAUCCGUGCCGGCCUAGUAAUAUUUAUCUUGGUGUUCAUAUGGCUCCAGUUGAACUUCUUGAGCUUGGCUGGCUCCUCCCAACAAUACUCAGAAGUAAACGACAGUAACGCGGCUAUUCUGAGUAAUGUUCCAGCUGUACUGCACAAAUUCCUAUCACCGAGACCAAAAAAUUUCACCAUUACUUUUUCUAACGGCAGCUACACUAACAUUUUUUAUACUAAUGCUCCUAAUAUAUCAGAGAUGAAACGAAAUAUAGCAAAAUACAACAGACAGCAAAUCGUUCACAACGAAAAUAUUUUUGAACCACUUCAAAAUGACUCUAUAGUCAUAGUAGUUCAGAUCCAUGACAGAAUUACUUACUUACGCCAUCUUAUUGUCAGCUUAGCACAAGCACCCGGUAUAUCUCAGGCACUUCUUGUAUUUUCUCAUGAUUAUUAUGACGAGGAAAUGAAUAGUCUAGUCCAAAGCAUUGAUUUUUGCAAAGUGAUACAAAUAUUUUAUCCAUAUUCCAUACAAACCCACCCUAAUGAAUUCCCAGGAGAAGACCCAGAUGACUGCCCAAGGGACAUCAAAAAAGACCAAGCUUUGCAGAAAAAAUGCAACAACGCUCUUUAUCCAGAUGUUUAUGGCCACUAUCGAGAAGCCAAAUUUACACAGACCAAACAUCAUUGGUGGUGGAAAGCUAAUAUUGUGUUUAAUCAACUCGAAGUUACCAGAAACCAUACAGGUUUAGUAGUUUUGUUAGAAGAAGACCAUUACGUUGCUGAAGAUUUCAUACAUAUGCUUAGAUUGAUGGAAAGAACUUAUAAAGAAUCUUGUAAGCACUGUAACAUUUUGUCUUUGGGAACAUACUUGAAGACCUACAACUAUUACGCAGAUUCAAAAAAGGUUGAAAUAUCUCCUUGGAUAAGUAGUAAACAUAACAUGGGUAUGGCUUUCAACAGGUCUACUUGGAUGAAUAUUGUCGAAUGUGCUUCUUCUUUUUGUAAAUAUGAUGAUUACAAUUGGGAUUGGUCAUUACAACAUGUUUCUCAAAACUGUUUGAAGCAUAAACUCCAUGCUAUGGUAGCCCGUGCUCCCAGGGUAUUCCAUAUCGGAGAAUGUGGUGUUCAUCAUAAGAAAAAUAAUUGUAAGUCUACCGCAAUGAUAUCGAAGGUACAACAGAUCCUUAAGUCUGCAAAGAGACAUCUGUACCCUGAUUACUUGAUAUUAACAUAUUCUACUGUAUUAAAAAAGACUAAACUUCGUAAGGGUAAUGGUGGUUGGGGUGAUAGGCGAGAUCAUAAGCUGUGUAUCGGCAUGACUAUUGGUGGAUAGCUGUUUUUUUAUAUUUUUGUUAUGUAUUAAUUAAAUUAUACAGUGUUAUCAAAUUGUUAAUUUUAUUUUGUAUUUAUAUUUAUUCGUAUCGAAUUUUUGGAUAUACUUUUUGUUGCCAGUGAAUUCUGCAUAUAUUAAGAUGUUUGUACUUGUGUAAUAUAUACAAUAAAACAAGAAA